AUGGCUAGCGGAGCCAAAAUCUCCGUCUCAUGGGCCGACCUCCCUAAGGAACUCAUCCACAAGAUCGGCAAAUGCCUCGACACGGAGACCGACGUCCUCCGCUUCCGCGCCGUCUGCAACUCCUGGCGCUCCUCGACGACGCCGUUUAAGAACCCCCUCCAGACGCCGAUCAAGCUCCCGUUCCCCUUCUCCGCUGCCGACGGCGGAUCAGGUGAGCACUUGGCCCUCUCCGAAAGAAUCGUCUACCGCAUCCAAAUGCCUGAUUGCACAGGUGAGCACUUGGCCCUCUCCGAAAGAAUCGUCUACCGCAUCCAAUUGCCUGAUUGCAAACAACCCAAUUUCUGGGUGGCGAAGGUCGAGAGGUCGGGCGACGGCAAACUGCAGCUUCUGAAUCCUGCGAGCAACCACCGGAUAAAGAUCCAGCCGGAGACGCCCAUUCCGAAGGUGCUAGACACUUUGAAUUAUCGAAUUUGUGAGGUAUGCCGGGCUUACACUCUCAACUACGUGAAUUCUGUGAAAUCCAACCGUAAUAAUGAGUAUAAAUACGGUAAGAAAGUUGCUGUCUCGUGGGGUGUGGACAACAGUGACUGCAUUGUGAUGGCGAUUUUUGGUGAGAAAGAACUGUGGUACAUAAAAUCAGGCGAUGAGAAGUGGACUAAGGUUUAUAAUAAGUAUGGUUAUAAUAGAAGUAGCUUUCUUGAUGUUGUGUUCUUCAGCGGCAAAUUUUAUGCGCUUGAUGUGAAUGGAGCUGCGUGGGUGUUCGAUUCUGAAUUCGAGCAAACUAGAGUCAUAUAUAAUUUAUUCUCCUAUGCUUCUAAAAAGCGUUUGGUGGGACUGUAUGAUAGGGAGUUGUAUUUGGUAGAGGGGUCGACUGAUAAGGACAAAAGAGUCUGCAGGUGCCGUGAAGAAUAUGAUGAAGCGUGUAUAUGUAGGUUUCCAAAUACCCCUGUUCUGGGUACCUUUGUUGAGAUUUUGAUUUAUCGGAUGGAUAAACAAAAAGGGGAGUGGGUUAUGGAUAAAACUAUAGAUGAGCGGAUAAUAUUUGCAGGCGAUGAUUGCUCGUUCUCUCUUCCUGCAAAGGAAUUUGAGGGAUGUGAUGGGACUCGUGUUUUUUACACGGAUCAGUACUUUGACUAUAAGACCGAGGAGGAAAAGGUGGUCUAUGCUCAUGAAUGUUUUGACGACUGGGAAUGCUCUUCGGACGAGUUGAUGGCUUUGUUCCUGCUCUUGAUGUUAAAGUCAAGUUCAGAGAAUUGCAUGGUCAUAACACGGGUGUGUGUGAUUUUGGAAGUGGUAAAAUGGGGUCGUUGCUUAGGUUUCCCGAGUAUGCUGACAUAUUCUGGCCACCGCCAUCUUGGCUCAAAUAGGGUGCUUCUUUUGGAUGUUCGCAAGGUAGUAGCUUUUGAAUGGUAUCAUCAGUAA
This is a messenger RNA of Striga hermonthica, 1422 nucleotides long. NCBI's taxonomy places the organism in Eukaryota, Viridiplantae, Streptophyta, Magnoliopsida, Lamiales, Orobanchaceae. The record is from the annotation of a GenBank genome assembly.